Molecule: messenger RNA, 627 nt
Organism: Colletotrichum orchidophilum
Lineage: Eukaryota; Fungi; Ascomycota; Sordariomycetes; Glomerellales; Glomerellaceae
Exons: 4
Coding region: 1-627 (208 amino acids)
Source: RefSeq, a predicted model, not a curated record
AUGUCUCCAAGGUCAAAACAGUCGUCAAGAAAGGGCAAGGAAGCCGCCGCUACCACCCAGUACGAAUACUACGAUGAGGUUUCUCCGGCUGGCACGACGGGCAGCUAUUACGCCUCCUCAUCGACUACAGCCACCACGGGGCCCAGCCCGUUGACGGAGUACGACGAGAUUCCCGGCGCGGCGGCGACGACGACGACGACGACGACAACUGCGACGGUCGUCAAGUCCAAGUCGAUCCGGAGUGAGGGCGAGAUCACUUUGCAUGGCCCACUCGAAGUCGCGGGCUCCGUGAAGGCUGGGGGAAACAUCACGCUGAACGGCGACUUUGACGUUAGGGAUAAGGUUGAGGCUGGGAAGAUGAAAGCGUAUGGGAAUAUUUCAGUGAUGGGAUACAUGUCUAUAGGUGAUAAGGUUAAAGGCUUCGGCAAGUUGAGGGUCACCGGGACGUGUGAGGUCAACGACCUUGAAAUAUACGGGAAUACGACGAUACAUGGAUUCUUAAAAUGCAAGAAAAUGCUUUUAUACGGGUCCCUCACAAUUGUGGGUCAAAACUCGGGAUAUCACGUUGAAGAAGAGGAGAAGAUUUGGGGGGCAAUUAUUAGUCGCGAGGAAGAUGCGAGCUGGUGA